CUUGACUGUUCGCGCCUUUCCCCAAACCGCCGCCGCUCGGAUCACCUCCCCUUUCCCUCCCGGCGCCGCCACUUCGCCGCUGGCCGUAUCUUGAAACCAGUCCGAAGCUCCCGUCUCAGUUCGACGUAGCACGACGACCAAGGCCACCUUAGCAUCCAGCCGCGUAGCACGACCAAUCGCCUGCGCCGUAGCGCGCACACCUACGUGUCGAGCUAUCUUCAUCCCUCCGAUCGGAAAUCAAAGGUGCGUUUGCUUGGAAGGUUCUCGCAGGCGCGGCGACCUCGGUUUCAACCCUCCUCCAUGGACGGCCCCGCCGCUGACGGCGCGAGGCUGCCGCCGCCAAGGGCGGGGAGUCGCCUCUGCGUGAGGUGCGGCGAGAGGAAGGCCGCGCUGAAGCGGCCCAAAACCCUAGAACAGAUCUGUAGGGAAUGCUUCUAUAUCGUCUUUGAGGACGAAAUUCAUCAAACUAUUGUCGAGAAUUCUUUGUUUAAAGCUGGCGAGCGUGUGGCAAUUGGAGCUUCUGGUGGAAAAGAUUCAACCGUGCUUGCAUAUGUGUUAUCGGAGUUAAACCGUCAUCACAACUAUGGACUUGAUUUGUUCCUUUUAUCCAUCGAUGAAGGAAUCACAGGAUAUAGAGACGACUCACUAGAAACUGUCAAAAGGAAUGAAAUACAGUAUGGCUUGCCACUGAAGAUUGUUUCCUAUAAAGAUUUGUAUGGCUGGACAAUGGAUGAUAUUGUGAAAGCAAUUGGUCUGAAAAACAAUUGUACUUUCUGUGGAGUUUUUCGACGUCAGGCAUUAGAUCGAGGUGCUGCUCUGCUGAAAGCUGAUAAGAUUGUAACUGGGCAUAAUGCAGAUGACAUUGCAGAAACUGUCUUGCUGAACAUUCUGCGUGGUGAUAUUGCAAGGUUAAGUAGAUGUACCUUUAUAACUACUGGUGAAGAUGGGCCAAUACCAAGAUGCAAGCCUUUCAAAUACACCUAUGAGAAGGAGAUUGUCAUGUAUGCAUACUUCAAAAAGCUGGAUUACUUUUCCACAGAAUGCAUCUAUUCACCAAAUGCAUACCGUGGUUUUGCUCGUGAAUUUAUUAAAGAUUUAGAAAGAAUGAGGCCUAGAGCUAUACUGGACAUCAUAAAAUCUGGCGAAAAUUUCAGAAUCUCCACAACAACAAGGAUGCCCGAGCAAGGAACAUGUGAACGAUGUGGCUACAUUUCUAGUCAGAAAUUAUGCAAAGCAUGCGUCUUGCUGGAUGGAUUGAAUCGAGGCUUGCCGAAACUAGGCAUUGGAAGGACCAAAUCAGGUGCUGGAGCUGACAGUGAUGGUAAGCAACGCACCAAACGUUCAGAGAGGAGGAAUACAAGUCUACAAGGGAAACAUGGGAACUUUGAUUUCUAGAUCUCUACUGCUAUUUUGCUCCAAAAUUGUAAUAAUUUUUGAUAGUCAUUGGCCAUUAAGCAGAUUUUCUAGUCAUUGUUUUAUCUGACUUCAGUCUGCAUUCGUGAACCAAAAGAAUUUCUCUGGCCACAAUUUUGACGCCAUCUUUAGUUUGCUUUAA
Molecule: messenger RNA, 1555 nt
Organism: Sorghum bicolor (sorghum)
Lineage: Eukaryota; Viridiplantae; Streptophyta; Magnoliopsida; Poales; Poaceae
Product: cytoplasmic tRNA 2-thiolation protein 1
Exons: 10
Coding region: 301-1395 (364 amino acids)
Biological process (GO): tRNA wobble position uridine thiolation
Cellular component (GO): mitochondrion; cytosolic tRNA wobble base thiouridylase complex
Molecular function (GO): tRNA binding
Source: RefSeq, a predicted model, not a curated record